Condylostylus longicornis is the source of this 2320-nucleotide messenger RNA. RefSeq names its product cap-specific mRNA (nucleoside-2'-O-)-methyltransferase 1-like. The record is from RefSeq and is a predicted model, not a curated record. Gene Ontology annotation, biological process: apoptotic process; regulation of apoptotic process. The transcript has 5 exons. Bases 514 to 1359 code for a protein of 281 amino acids. Lineage: Eukaryota; Metazoa; Arthropoda; Insecta; Diptera; Dolichopodidae.
UUGUGUUCGGUAGUUGUCAAAUAAAAUCGGAAUAUUUAAAUAUACAAUAUUAUAAUACCAGUUUUGUUAUCUUAAAGAGUGAGCGAAAAUAAAAAUAAGUAAAAAACAAAAAUCCGGCUAAAUUCUGUAUAGUUCUGUUUUUGGUAUACUGGUAUUUGUGGCAUACAAAAAAAAAAAAAAUAGCAACAAUACACAAAAAAAAAAAAAUUUUCAUAAUAAAGAACUGUCAAAAUAAAGAGAAACAAACUAAACAACAGAACAGUGUUAUAAGAAUAGCUGUGAAUUACAAAAACAAAGAAGAACUGAAGGGAUUUUUAACCCUAAAAAAGAAAUUUGUGCUACAAUUGCUUUUUUUUUUAAUAUUUUAUAAAAAUUUUCAUUAAAGACUGUUUAGUUAAAUAAAAAAUUCAAUAAUUUCAAGAAAAAUUAAUUAAGUUUAAGUGAAAAAAGGUGUUACAAAUUCAAUUUUUGUUAAAAAAAGGACCAAUCUAAGAAGACAAAAACUCAUUUACAAUGGAAGAAACCAAAAAACCAUUUAAGAUAAAGGACACAACACGUCAUAUAAAAAAAGCUAUAAUGGCAUCAUCGUUGGAAGAAAUGCGUAAUAAAUGUGCUGAAAAAUUUGAAAAAAUUGAUCAACUGCCAACUAUACAUUUAGAUUCUGAUGGUACUGAAAUCGAUGAUGAAGAAUAUUUUCGAACAUUGGAAGAGAAUAGCGAAUUAAUAGCUGUAUUUCCUGGUGAACAUUGGGUUGAUGUAAGUCCUACUCAAUAUGUUACAAUAUCAAGUCAUCGUAAGAGUUCUGGUGAUACAACGGAUGCAGCAGCUGCAGCUGAAAAUGAUGAAAGAAUACGAAAAUUGGUUGGACAAUUGCAAAAUAAUUUAUGCAAUGUAUCUGUUAUGAAUGAUACAACAGAUUUGGAGACAUUAUCAAAUAUGGAUCCGAAUAGUUUGGUGGAUUUAAUAGGAAAAGAUUUUAUUGAACAAUUAAGGGAGUCAUCAGGCAGAGACUUGUGUGCCAAACGAACAGCUGAGGACAGAAUUAACUUGUUAAAAUUAUUACGUGAAGGUGCAAUAUUCUGUUCUGAACGAUAUCCAGAAGAUGCUGAAGAUAUUGAAUUUGAAAUAAAUCAACAAAUGCAAUUAAAUCAACAACAAUAUCAUAAUCAUAAUUUUCAUAAUCAAAAUGAUAAUCAUAAUACACAACAUCAACAACAAAAUCAAAAAUUACAACAACAUCAACAACAACAUCAACAACAAGAACAACAUGGACAACAAGGAAAUCAACAAAAUAUUAAUGAAACAAAUAAAAAUGAACCAAUAUUACAAACAUCGAAUAAAAAUAAUCAAGAUAUUUGACUACCGAUAUUUACAUCAAUAACAACAGAAAUUAUUAAAGAAAUAAAAAGUUAAUAAAACUAACUAACUAUUUAUAUAUAAAAUUAAUAUUUUAAUCAAAAACAAAAUUAUGUAUAUGCACAAUUAUUAUGUUAAUAUAACAAACAAAAAAAAAAUAAUAAAAAACAAGCAACAAAAUCGUUAUAUAUGUGAGAGAAUAUCAUUUUAUUAAAAAUAAAAUAUUAAAAUAUUGUGGCAUACAUAAGUGUAUAUGUGUGUGUAUUUAGAAAAACGAAAAACUAUAAUAAUUAUUACAAUAUUUAAAAGCUGAAAUAAUUAAAUAAAAUUUAAUAAAAAAAAAAAAUAAAAUAAAAUGUUAAAUUAAAAUUAAAAUAAGCAAAAACAAAAUAAACUUAACAAUGAACAAUUUAAUAUAGAAAGUUAUAAUCAAUCGAGUUUAAAAUAUAUUUACUAAUAAAAAGAACAAAAAAAAAAUCUUCAAAAUGGGGAAACUCUAAAUAAAAUCCUAACAACAAACUGUAGAACUUCUGUCAUUUAUGUCACAUACUCACAUCCAAAAUUAUUAUUAAGUAUUAUUACGGUAAAUAUUCUACAACUUAAAAACUUUCAUAUACUCAAAAUAAAAUUGACAUGUCACUUAACUUAGUUUAUAUAUAAGUAAUUAUGUACAUUAGAGAAUGUUAUUUAAUAUAUCAGGUAAUAAUAUUAUUAUGUAAUUUAUAAUUGAAAUGUUGUUCCAAUAAUAGAAUGUAAAAUACUUAUAUACAUUCAUAUAAAAGUAUUGAUGAUAGUGCUACGCUAAAUACUCGUAUAUAUGGACAUGUCAAUUAAAAAAUCUAAAUUUAUUAAAUUUUGGUUAAAAAUUUUCGUUUAAUUAUGUAAAACUGUUUAUUCUAAUUCUAUUAAUUUUAAGUUUAAAAUUAUUUCAAUGAAAUAUAAACAAUUUCACUUAAUUUAAUUU